GGAACUCAAGGUGACGGCUUUUUUGUCAUCGGCGAGGCGGCCUGUCGACACGUUUGGGAGGUUCAAGUCACGGCGCCCACGGGCUUUGACUCUUCCCGGGCUGUCAUGCGUGGGAAACAGGCACGCCUAUGGAAACAAAACCUACUGGUUGUCUAAGACGACUGAAGAUGGGAUUGAAGGUUCUUGAUGGCAGCUUUACGGUACACCAACCCGCAAGAGAGUCAUGCUUCGUUGUUAGUGCAUCCCGUCUAGCAGCGAAUCUGGAAAAGAACACAUCUCUCCAAAGGCAACCUGCUGUUCAGUCUGCCAAUAAAGAUUUUGGGGGAUGCGUCGACGUUUGGUUCCUCUGUGUCGCUUCGGAAUGGGGCCAAAGAUAACGUAUAGUGGAAACUG
This is a messenger RNA of Neurospora hispaniola, 393 nucleotides long. RefSeq lists its product as uncharacterized. The record is from RefSeq and is a predicted model, not a curated record. The transcript has a single exon. Lineage: Eukaryota; Fungi; Ascomycota; Sordariomycetes; Sordariales; Sordariaceae. The coding region runs from base 129 to 377 and encodes 82 amino acids.